Oryzias latipes (Japanese medaka) is the source of this 4453-nucleotide messenger RNA. It is a transcript of the gene cdcp1b, whose product is annotated as CUB domain containing protein 1b. The record is from RefSeq and is a predicted model, not a curated record. NCBI's taxonomy places the organism in Eukaryota, Metazoa, Chordata, Actinopteri, Beloniformes, Adrianichthyidae.
UGCGUGAUGCUGCGAAGAUACGGAAAAUGCUACAGCGGGUUUGAAGGAAACACUAGCUCGGGACUUUUUUAAAAAUACAUUUUUACCGUUUUUUAAAUAUAAAAAUAUUGCUUUUUUAUGUGAAUAUGUUUUUACGCACCGCGUUUUUGCUCCCGACGCUUUUAUUUUUGACAACUUUGGAGUCAUCAGGAUGCUUUCAGACUGUGGUCCAGCCGAGCAAAGGCUCCACUGUGACGGUGUCCACCACGCUGCCUUUGGCUCAGUGUGCGGUGUGCACGGUCAGUGGGGACAACCUCACUUCCUGUCACUCCAUCCUGUCUCUGGUGCCUGAAGCGGAAGUUAAACUGCUCUUCAACUGCUCCCAGCCCCUGGAUCAGUCGUUCACAGUGACGGUUAAUCAUUCCAUUGAUUGCACUGACAAAUCGUGCCAGCCUCAGACAAUAGGAGUGCAGUCAUCCAUCCUGACAAAGUUCCCCAGAACCUUCAACUGGGAGGUGACAGCCCCUGAGGAGACCGUCGUGACCCUGGACAUCCUUGGAGAGGGGCUCAAGGAGACGUCACAGCCGUGCUCCGGUGGUCUGGAGUAUUCUGUGGCAGCAUCCAAAACCAACAACAAAGGCCUGACUCGGUACUGUCAAGCUGGGGACGUGACGCGACUGAACCUGCUGGAUCAAGCUCUUGUGUCUAUUCACGUAAAACCAGAGACCGUUGUGGAGUCUGUGCUGUUUCAGGCCUCCGCAGGACCCCUGGAGGGGCCCAAAAUGGACAUAACGGUUGGUCCAAGUUCAACAGUAGUCCUCAUGAAUAACCAGAAGUUGGGCAUUUGUAAAGUUUGCACUCAAGAAGGCCCCUUGCCUCAUUGCACCUCGCCUGGGCAAACGCUGACCAGCGGCAAAAAGGUCACUGUGGAGUUCCGAUGCCUCAGACCGCAGGAUGUGAUCAGUGUAACCAUGGUGACAAAAAUGGAUUGCACACAGACUUCCUGCAAUCCUGCUGCUGCAGAGGUGGAUCCAAACUUCUUCAAGGACUUUAACAGAACCCUAACUUGGGACGUCAGCGUCCCUGAAAGGACAGUUUUAAAUGUGAGCUUUCCUGUUGGUGGAGUUAAGGAGAUCAGUCAAGGAGAAACGUGCCAAGAUGGCUACCAGUACACAGUCAGUUUAACUAAGAGGGGUGGAGAUGUUCAAACUAGCAGCUACUGCAAAGGUGGGUCUGUGACCCAAUUGGAUUUUUUGGGAGCCACGACUCUGAUGGUUGAAGCCCCGGGGGGAGCAGAACUGGAUGGAAACGUUUUCAGCGUUAAUACAAGACCAAGAGGUAGUAGAAUAAUGCCGGUGCAUCUCGACCAGGACGUCGUCGUCACCAUUCAUAGGAACGCUGCAGAGCCGGAGUGCAGUGUGUGCGUGGGCAAGGCCCCCGAUCAGACCUGUGACCCCCAGUACCAGAGGCUGACCUAUAGCCCCGACAUGUCUGUGGAGUUUACGUGUCCUAACCCGCAGGAAAUCUUCAAAAUGGACAUAAACAGAGAAAUAGACUGCACAGGAACCGGCUGCCCCGCCAACAGCGUUCAGACGAAGGACAUUUUUUCGGACUUCAACCGAACUUUUACGUGGGACCUGAAAGUCUUGGCAUCCCAAACUUUCCAGCUGGACUUUCCAGAACCAGGAAUGCGACAGAUCCCUGAAGAAGAGACCUGUCCAGACAGCCAUACGUACUCUCUGAAGGCAUAUCCCCGCUCCGGGGUGACAUCACUUGGUUCCUUUUGCAAAGGAGGCCCUGUGACCACGAUGCAGGUUCGUUUUAAGGGCCGUGUGGCGCUGCAGGUACCUGGGGGGGUGAAGGCAGACCCGGUUGUCUUCAAAGUCAGCGUUGGCCCAGAGACAAAAAUGAUCGCCAUGGCAAAAGUGGAGCUUCCCCGCGGUGUGACGGACACCAGCUUCUUCUCAGCAGACUACCGCAGACAAUUCCCUGAUGACCAGCAGAUGCAGUGGAACUUCAGCGUGCCCGCCAUGCACAACUACUCCGUGUUGCUGCUGGAUCACACAGCUCCAGAAUGCAUCCAAGACACGGUGGUGGUGCAGUAUCAAAAGGAAAACGGAAAGACGCUCCGUCUGUCUCUGACGGAUCCUCAACCGCAGCACCAGCAAGGCAACUUUGAGAUGGUGCUGAAGAACUGUCAAACCAACACGAGCCUCCCGGGGCUCACCUUCAGCUACAAAGUCUCUGUAAUGAGGAGCGGCCAUCCAGUUGUCAGCACCGUGGAUCUCACCCAGCAAGAAGGAAUAUCUCUGCUUCUUGAGAAAAUGUCGUCGGACCCGUUCUGUGAAAUGAGGAUAAACUCUGUGAUCAAAGAGAAGAUUCUGGUGCCGGCAGGAACUAAGGCCAGCCUCUCCUUCCUCGACUGUCCCAAUGAAGAUGUUCGCCUGACCGCCACCAAAGCCAUCGACUGUCGAAGUGCCACGUCAUGUCCGCCCACGGCCCUCGCCGUGCCGCUUUUGGACUUUUCUCUGCCGGUGCCCCUCCACAGCUUCACGUGGAACUUCACCAUCCCCAACAACAGCACGUUGGACCUGGUCGCUCCAGCGGGGAAUCUCAGACAGUCCAUUCCAGGACAGGAGUGCAGUCAGGCUUCGUCCUUCCGUCUGACGGAAUGUGACGGAACUCCGAUCGGAGAUUUCUGUUCCAGCGGCACACUCCAGAAAAUUCAGGUCCACGCCAAUGCCUCCAUCACAACCCCAGGCAGGGACCUCAAGAGGUCCAUUGUUCCUCUGCUCAACGUCAGUGUCAGUAAGGAGAUAUCAGAGGGACUCAUCUACACGGUCAUCCCAGACGUGUCGUCCGUCACCACGCUGGUCACCCCCAACUGGCCCAACGGCAUGAAAAAGUUCUCUACCGUAUCCUGGAUCGUCCGCGUUCCCGAUCAGUACAAAGCUCUCCUCAAGUUUGUCAACGUCAGUCGGCCCAAAUGUUCCAAAUUACACGCUAACAUCUUGGUGCAGAUGUUGGGGCAAGAGGAGGAGCUCCUGAGCCGCCAGGAGGGGGAGGAAAUAGAGAAAGAAUUAGUGGUGUCCAAUACUUUUUAUCUCAACAUGUCUAACUGCAAGCCAGAAACCGGACAUUUUAGUCUUUUGACUGAUAUAGUUCUUCAGAAAAAGAUCCCUCUGUUAGCCAUCGUGCUUGGGUUGGCAGGAGCUCUUCUGGUGUUGGUCAUAGUGCUGGCUGUUGUCUGUGUCCUUGCAAAGAAAAAGAAGAAGCUGACGAAGGAGAACUCCGCCUACAUAACCAAAGGAAACAUCUUCCGCCCGAGUGACCGGCACUUCUCCAAGACCAGAUCCGAGAACGAAUCCCACGUUUACGACUCCAUCGACGAGUUUCUGGUCUACGGCCAUCUGCUGGAUGACCACCCCUACCCCGACUCCCUACCCUCCGGUAAAAUGCAGGUGGACAGCUAUCAAACAUUCACUGGCGCCACGGACGGAGCGCUGCCCGUCAUUAAGGAACCAGAUCCGGAGCCAGAAACGGGCCAAUACAAAGCCUUCCUGGCUCCAUCUGAGACUUUCAACCCAUCUCGUCCACACACUCCAAUCCAGCUCCAGGAAAGCUUGGGCUUCCAGGACCGCAGGAUGGUUGACAAUGAACUCUACACCUUCAAGAGCACGGGGGACAUCAAAGCCAUCCGGCUGUCUGCUGUGGAGCCAGAGGCCUCCAUGUCCGAUGAUUACUUGUAGCGAUGGCGUGGUGAGCUGCUGCUACCAAACCCUCCUUCAGCGCCACAUGUCUGCAGACAGAUGCUUGUGCCUGGCUCACCCUCGGUGCAGAACUCGCCCUGAUCCAGAGGUUCAACCUAAAAGCUGUGAGCCGCCAGGAAUAUUUUCACGUUUACUCAGAAUUUGGGUCCUGCACUUUUUUUUAAGGCAAAACCAGAUUUCUGUAUGUGGAUCUGUGAAAGGACGUCUUUGAGUUUUGCUUGCAUUCGAGAUUUUUUAUUGCCCUCCGGAUGGAAAAUUCUGAAUUAGCUUUGUUGACUCAAUUUUUUUUUAAAUAGUUCUCUUCUAAAUGAUAAGUUUAAAGUUAACUACUGGUAACUUAUUUUUAUGAUUGAAACAUAAAAAAAUAAUUUUUAGCUUACAAAGUUAAAGAGGAUUCCUUAAGGUUUUUGUUUUUUUACUUCAUUUUUUAUUCCAUGUUUGUUUAAGAUUAGUGUUUUUGAAUAUUCUUUUUGUUGUGUUGUUUGGCUAAAUACAAUAUAUUCAUUGUCAAUCUUAUGGGAUUUUCAUUUACUUUUAUUUGCAGAAAAGCAGGCAAACCUGUUUCUGCCCUUUUGGAUUAUUCAGUGAUUUCUAGAGUCCUCAUUGUUUGGAAUAUUCUGAAUUUUUUUAAGAUGCUGUUUUCUUUCACGUCUUGUAGAUAUUAUGCUUUGAAAUAAAGUCAUGGAAAACUUUGGGAGGAAAAA